AUGGCGACGUCGGUGUAUAUACCAUUUGCAAGCGGCGACGUCGGCGGGCAUACCACAGUAAGUGGCAAUGUUGGCAGACACACCAUCGCAAACGGUGAUGUCGGCGGCACACCAUCGCAAGUAGCACCGUCGGCGGACACAUCAUCACAAGCGGCGACGUUGGGCUCACCACAAAAAAACAAAUGCCUUAGGAACGAGAGUGACUGCCAUGUCGAAGCCAGCUGUGAUCCUAUUCAUGGUAGCAACUACAGCUGCACGUGUAAUGAAUACUAUUUUGGUAACGGCUUCGACUGCAAAGAUCCCUGUGAGCUGAACACUUGCUUCCCUGGAAUUGAAUGCAAUGUUACCUUCAACGAGACUUUGUUCAUUUGUGGUCCUUGCCCUUUCGGGUACAGUGGGAAUGGUAGCUAUUGCAUAAAAUUAGAGUGUCCGAGAGGCUUUGCAGGUGAUGGUGUGACCUGCGGCCCCGACAGCGACCUGGACGGCUUCCCGAACAUAGACCUGCCUUGCGUCGAUCCUCAUUGUCGUCGGGACAACUGCCCUUUGGUACCUAACGCGGACCAAGGAAACGCCGACGGCGACGGCUUGGGUGACGUUUGCGACGAUGACGCAGACGAUGACGGACUGGCCGAUAGUGCGGAAAAUUGCCCGCUAGUGUACAAUCCCAGCCAAAGUGACAUCGACGCCGACGGCUUCGGCGACGACUGUGACAACUGCCCCAACGACGCUAACCAGGCCCAGUCCGAUGCUGAUGAUGACGGGAUCGGCGACAUCUGUGAUGCCGACGCGGAUAGCGAUGGCGUGACGAACGACGUCGACAACUGCGUCGCUGUGGCCAACAGCGACCAACUGGACCUCGACGGCGAUGGCGUGGGCGACGUGUGCGACAACUGCCCCCAAGAUGCCAACAGUGACCAGGUCGACAGCAACGCAAACCUUUUCGGAGACGCCUGCGAUGAUGGCGUUGACUCAGAUGCAGACUCCAUCUUAGACACGAUGGACAACUGCCCCGCCAACCCCAACAGCGACCAGGGCGACGUUGACGCCGACGGAGUCGGCGACGUGUGCGAUGACGACGCCGACAACGACGGAAUCCUCAACGUUAACGACAACUGCCCGCUCGUCGCCAACGCCUAUCAGGGGGACGUCAACGAAGACGGCGUGGGGGACGCGUGUUCGCAGGAUUAUGACGGGGACGGACUGGUGGACACUACAGACACGUGUCCGAAGACUAGCGCUCUUUGGCAUGAGAGCUUAGGGUGGGUCAGAAUCACUUUGGUUGUAACACCGCAUUCCCUCUUAAACAAUGCAUAUUUCCGCUUAUCUUUCUUAUCACUAGAACUACUGGCAUAUGUAGCAUUCUGAGUCUAACAUUCUCACACCUUCGAAGGCACAGUACCGGCUUGACACUGUAUUCUUUCUCUCAGGACAUUACAAGUAGUUCAGCUGUAUUAUUUCUACACUCCAGACUGGACAUUCUCCAAGGACGGUUUGCAAAGCUAUGAGAGCAAGGUCUCCGACCCGACGAUGGCUCUUGGAAACGUCAGUGUUAGCAGCGUCGAUCUGGAGGUAACAAUAUUUCCGGAUAUUGAUGUCGGUGACGAUUUUAUCGGAUUAACUUUUAGUUUCCGCGACCACUCCUCCUUCUACGUGAUAAUGUGGAGGCAGGACACGGAAACCAAGUAUUCCGCCACUUCAAAAAGAGGGAUCUUCCUGAAGUGGGUGGACAGCGUUCAAGGCCCCGGAAGUACCCUGAGGACAGAUUUGUGGUCUGACGACUCUA
Penaeus indicus is the source of this 1783-nucleotide messenger RNA. Its product is annotated as cartilage oligomeric matrix protein-like. Gene Ontology annotation, biological process: cell adhesion. Gene Ontology annotation, molecular function: calcium ion binding. The record is from RefSeq and is a predicted model, not a curated record. The coding region runs from base 1 to 1365 and encodes 454 amino acids. The transcript has 9 exons. Lineage: Eukaryota; Metazoa; Arthropoda; Malacostraca; Decapoda; Penaeidae.